Messenger RNA from Eimeria mitis, 2292 nucleotides. RefSeq names its product Protein Ccdc146, related. The coding region runs from base 1 to 2292 and encodes 763 amino acids. NCBI's taxonomy places the organism in Eukaryota, Apicomplexa, Conoidasida, Eucoccidiorida, Eimeriidae. Gene Ontology annotation, cellular component: cytoskeleton. The transcript is spliced from 16 exons. The record is from RefSeq and is a predicted model, not a curated record.
AUGCGAACGGAGAAAGAGCGUGUUGUCAAGCUGCAUGAAGUGCUAAAGAAGAAAAUGCAGAUCCUCGAAGGCGACAAGCGGACUUUGGAUGAACAGGCAACAGCUCUGAAGCUAGAAACGGCGGCCUCGGAGAGAGAAAUAGAUACGCUGAAGCAACAGGCUGAGAAUGAUAAGCGGCAAAUCGAAUCACUGCUCCGCGAGAGGGAUUUACUAUCUAAGAACCUUUUAAACGCGGACGCCACUGCAAAGAAGCAUGCGGAUCAUGCCAAGAGACAGCUGACGCAUUGCGAGCACCUUGAAAAAGAAGUUGAUGGGUUCCGACGCGAAUGCCAACAACUGCAGCAGAAAGUCGAAACUCUUGAAGCAGAAAGGGAUCGUUAUGGACACACUCUAAACAAGAGCAACCAGAAGUACCUAGAGAGCCUCGAGCAGCUCAAGAAUGAAGAGCUCAGAGUGGCCGAUUUGCAGCGCUCCAUUGGAGAGCAGCAGGCAAAACUUGCUGCACAAAAAACCCUGUACGAGGCUGUGAGAUCAGACAGGAACCUCUUUUCAAGGAAUCUGAUUGCAAGCCUUGACGAGAUGACUGAGCUGAAGCAUAAGUUCAAACUCAUGUUUCAGCAAGUCGGCCAGCUUAAGGAAGAGAUAAAGACGAAAGAUGCCGGACUUCUGAAACAACAUUUCGAGCACAGAAGGAUUACGUCCGAAAACGAAAAGCUGAAGGAUGACCUGGGCAAGGCGGAGAAGAAGCUUAGCUCCCUUGAGCAAAUCAUUGCUGCGCAAAAGCACAUAUUGGCAGAGAGGGACAUGCUGGGGACUCAACUGCUCAAGCGAAAUCAAGAGCUAUCCCUUCUUUACGAAAAAGAAAGGUUGAAGGAAAUUAAGGAGUGGAGCAGGCAGUGCUUGGCGUUUAGGCGGGAGCUCCGCAACCUUGAGGGAGGUGUUGCUGAAGUCGAGUCACUUAAGCGGGAAAUUCUGCAGCUACAGAAAGAGUUGCUGCAAGAGAGGACGAAGGUGAGGGCAUUAACCGAGGCCCUGGCAACGCCGAUGAACGUGCACAGGUGGAGACGACUCGAAGGGACAGACCCUGCCAAAGUUGAACUGGUUAUUGAGAGGGACCUGCAAAUUCAGGAAAGGGAGAAACUUUUUGUGCAGCUAAAGGAUGUGCGCACCAAAACAAAACAACUCCGGGCAGCUGUUUCCGAGCUCCAAGUUCUACACAAGGAGUCUGUGAAAUUUUCCUACAUCGAAGAGAAGAGGAACGAAGCUCGGGAACAGCAGAAGCAGCAGCAGUUGCAGCAGCAGACGACGUCUUGUCUACGGAAGACCACUAUGGUUGAAGAGAGGCCUACUUGGCCUUUUGCUGCUCCUGCCAGCCUGUUUUACCGACGGGCAGAUGUAUCAAAGACCCAGCCCUAUUGGUCCGGUAGACGGUGGAAUUCCGUACAGCAGCUGUCAAAUGCACUAAGAUCUCGCGAAGGCCAGAGAUAUGCCUCAGCUGGAACUCCCGAGCAAAGCGCGCAACUGCAGAUGGCCAACUCGCAAAAUUUUGCCAAUCCCACAGCUAGCGCUUCAUCUCAAGUGGGCAGCUACCAAACAAUGCUACGAAACGGAACGGCUGCCUAUCAAACACCGAUGGCCCCAUAUGAGGGCAGGAGCAUGGCCCCCACUCACCCCGGAGUCAACAGCGCAGCCCAACCGCAGUACAGCGAGGCAUUUAACCCACAGGUUGAUCCAGAGGGGACGAGGCAAUCCGUCCAGACUUCUGGAACAGGACCUUUGCCUUCACCCGGCAGCGCGAGCAACGGGCCUACCUCCCAGUACAACGGUGGCGUCGCUGCAAACCGCUUUAAUGGGGGGCGUCCUAUGACAAGCCGUCCUGCUGAUGCGAACAUCAGGUAUCCUGGCAGUGGCAGAUAUACCCAGUCAGGGCGGACCAUAAGUAGCUUUUCGGGAAUCGCAUCAGGUGAUCCUUACAGCUCCUACUUUUCUCAAAGGAGACAAGGGAACCAACCAACGUCAGACCAGGCUGGGAGCGGGGAUGCAGAGAGCAGCUCUGCUGGCUCUACCACGGAGGGGGAGACGCAACCAACUGAAACUGAAGAGGGAGAAUCUGCUGAAGCGGGAAGCUCAGGCAGAAUAGGAGGGAGGAGGGUAAUGAAUCCGUAUGAUCUCUCCCACAUUUUCCCAGAUAUAUACCAGGAAGAACAGCCAGCUUCAUACGAGAAUAUGACUAGCCAAAGUCUUGCCUUGUUGGAGAUGACCACUAUCAACUCUGGCAAUGACGAGGAGUAA